AUGGAGAUGAGUUCAAGCUCUGUUGGGGGUUCUGCAGCCCGCGGCUCCAAUGACUCCCUCCAUGGCCUUACGUUCGGCAAGAAGAUUUAUUUUGAGGAUGGGGUUGGUGGUGGAGGUGGAGGUGGCAGCAGCAAGGCACCGCCGGCUCCGCCAACGGCGGCCCCGAAGAAGGGGAAGACAGUGCUCCAAAGAGGGCAGCAGCAGCCACCGCCCAGGUGCCAAGUGGAGGGGUGCGAAGCGGAUCUGACUAAGGUCAAGGCCUACUACUGUAGACACAAGGUCUGUGGAAUGCACUCCAAAUCCCCCAGGGUGAUGGUUGGGGGCAUGGAGCAGAGGUUCUGUCAGCAGUGCAGCAGGUUUCACCAGUUAGCUGAAUUUGACCAAGGGAAACGCAGUUGUCGUAGACGUCUGGCUGGGCAUAAUGAGCGUCGAAGGAAGCUGCCUCCUGGUUCUUUCGCAUCACGCCACGGCCUAUCCUUCCAUGGACCUAGUAGAUUCAGAAACUUUGUAAUGGACUUCAGCUGCCCAAAAAUUUCCAGUACUGCAAGAAAUGUUUGGCCGACUGCUAGGCCCGGCAAUCAGGUGGCUAGUAACCAAUGGCAUGGGUUCGUAGAUUCUUCGUCGGAUGCAGCUGCAGCUGCAGCGUGCAGUGCUCAUCGAUACUUGCAGGGUUCUCCAGGCCAGAUUCUCUACUCUUCCCCAGAACCUUCGCUGGGCGAGUGUCUCGGAGGAGCCUCGGAUGCUAGCUGUGCUCUCUCUCUUCUGUCAUCUGAGCCAUGGGGCAGCCGCACUACCAGAAGUAAAGUUCCACCAACUGUUUCGGCCAGCAGCGGCUUUAACUCCGCCUCCUCGGCUCACUCGAUCGUCUCCGCUAAUCACACGGCCGAGUCAUGGGGACUCAGAGAUCAUGGAAGCAGGAACAGCUCGCAGGAACUCCGGCAUGAGGCAGGAACAGCAAGGGUCAAUUUGGCCGGUGGUGCACUUUUUUCCGGCCAGCUGGAGUUGGCUCUGCAGGGGAACGGGCAGUGCCUUGGCCAUGGCUCGGGCAGGGAAUACGAUCACUCAGACCAUGUGAUCCACUGGUCUCUCUAGCCUCUGUGAUCUCUCUUCUCCAAGAAUUUUGAGUUCAAUGUGUUGAAACAUCAGCAUCAGGCAUCACAUGGAGUUUCUGCAUUUCAAGUUUGUUUCCUCGAAGAUGUUGAUCACAUGCUAUCUAUUUUCUGUA
Molecule: messenger RNA, 1225 nt
Organism: Musa acuminata subsp. malaccensis (wild Malaysian banana)
Lineage: Eukaryota; Viridiplantae; Streptophyta; Magnoliopsida; Zingiberales; Musaceae
Product: squamosa promoter-binding-like protein 14
Cellular component (GO): nucleus
Molecular function (GO): DNA binding
Source: RefSeq, a predicted model, not a curated record